CCUUAACAUAUGUGUCCACACUGAACAUCUCAGCUGAACAUCCAGGAUGGCAGGGAUUAUUCUGUUUCUCUUGUUUCUGGGCUUUCCUCUUUACAGGACAGAGGAGCAUGUUGUCAACGAGCUGUACACCCUGAUAGAAAAGGGCCAGCCCAGCUUUGUGGAUCCAGCUCCGAGCAACCAGAGCCGGCUGGUGGUUAAAGAGCCCUCCCUGCCCAUCAACGAGCUCCUGGAGAAGACCAGCAAGACCGGGGAGUCCAAAUUCACCCUCCAUCCUCUACCCUCUGCUGUCUGGCCAAAGCACACCGACCUGGCCCCCAUCCCCCGCCACCAUGGCCCCCACAACAAAAGCAAAAAGGGCCCCAAGAGCGACCGAAUGGUGGAGCACAACAGCGAGAAGACCAGAGCAGAAGUUGCUGGUCUGCUUCCCAAAACUCCCCUGACAGGAGCCACAGCUGCUGUCACCAACCGCACUGUGCAGAGAACCAACCAGGACGCCCAGUCCAACAUCAGUCCUCCUCAGCAGAGUGAACCAGAGGGUCACCCCAACUCCAGACCCAGGAGUCCAUCCCACACACAGCCUCAGGCUCAGCCGCACCAACCGGCCCCUUCCCCGCGCAGAGAUCCCCCAAACCGACGGCUCGACCCAGAGGAGAACCGGCCGGGGAAGUCCAGUCUCUAUCAGUCAGGUAUCGGUGCAGCGAGCAGGAACAACAGCCGCCCGCCUGUCCUCUUCAACCGGCGCUCCUCCAGCCUGCUCUACCAAUUCGACAUCCUGAGACGAGAGUCCGACUUCACGCAUGAUGCCUUCUGCAUGAGCGAGUGCAGGAAGGAGAAGGAGGAGAGGGAGUAUUACUGCUACAGUGAGUUUGCUGUCAAUGGGAUAGUUCACGACAUCGAUGUGGUGCGUAAAGGCAUACGCCUCAUUACGCUGAUGGUGAGCAGCGACGGCUUCUACAAGAUGAGUCGUCUCUAUGUGACCCCUGACAGCUUUUUCUUCAAAGUUCGCCUUCUGGUCCUGGACACCUACAAGUGCAGCAAGCCCUGCCCUGACAUCAAGCUCGGGACCAGAUACAUUAUAAUGGGCCAGAUCUACCACCGGCGGCGCCAUCUUCCCAGCGACCUCCUGAACCUACUGGGGGGUAAACUGAAGCCUGGAGACGGCCUCCUGAGAAGCAACAACUACGUCAAGAGAUUCAACAAACGGAGGCACCAGAAAGCCCUGGAGGCCACCCGCUCCAGGUGUAGGUGAACCAAAGAUAGGACUAUGGCCCCCUGCUGCAGGGGAAGAGACAUUGCAGCUUACCUGAACUGAUCGUAACUAAUAACCCCUCAGUAUUGUGCAAGACAGAAGACAUUUUGCGGAAGGCAUGGAUUUAUUUUCAUACGGACUGCUAUGAUGUAUCCUAAACCUGGUUUAUCUUUUUUACUCCUCUGUAAAGUUCCUGACUUGUGGUUUCUUUGAUAGAAAACACAAGCAGCUUCUUUUAAAUGGAUUUUCCAUGAUUACUUUGUAACGUUUGGGGCGUCAAACAAGAGUGUCCCCAACCUUAUUAUUCCCAAAAUAGCAACUCCACUCAAACUCCUCAUUCAUGGCUGGUUCAUGAAGUCCCUAAACUAAUUCAAUUGGCUCACAUUUAAAGGUAUAUUUGGCUCAUCUGAAGAAUGGGUAUAUUUUAUCAUCUUGCACCAGCACUUACGUUAGCGUGUUUUUGUUAUACAAGCCAAUAUUUGUGCUGCAGUCAACCUCUUUAUCCCCACUAUAAUCCAAGCACACAUAUGAACAUGCAUACAGAUAAGAUUAUCGGUUAAAUGUUGUUGUCCUAUGUUGCUUUUCAAAGCAUGCCCCCGUUUUUAUCAGUUGAAAAACAGAAAUCAAUACUUUUACACAACAUCAAAGAGAAACUUUAUUUUCAAGACAAGCAUGCUGGCUUUUCCAAAUAAUGGCAGCUGCUCAGUACAUUUAGAACCUUGGAUCUUAAUACAAACCCAAUAUUUCCAAUAAUCAUGUUAAUUCCUAUGAUUAAUCAAUGAUGCUUCUAAAUUGAUAUGAAUACAAAAUGUUGUAUUGCACCAAACAGUGUUGUUUUGUAACGCUCAGUCCUGUGCAUGUUGUCACUGUGGUUAUUAUUGGUAGGCAGGAAAUGCACUAUUAUUGUUACAAGGACCAAAGGGAGGGAAUGAAGGGCCUGAAAAAGCAGCAACAAACCUCGGUGGAAAACAAGGAGGAGGAGGAGGAGGAGGAGGGAGAAAAAGGGAGAGAGGGAAUGAGUGAACACAGGACCUUUGCUUGUCAUGAGAGCGGCUUAUUUUCCUAACUUUAAUUAUGUGUCCACGAUGAAAUAUCUGCCCAAGUAGACUGGGACAUCAAAAGGGGCCUUGCUGAAUGAGGAGGGGGUGUGUUGUUGUAGGGACUAAGCCAUAAAUCUAAUCGCAGGAAUCUGAUCCUCUCCGCACCUGGACACAUGACUCGGAAAAAGUGCCUCCGUCACAGCUCCUCUCUGGGACGGCCCUUGUUUUCUUGCUUACACACAAAGACAUCCUCCAAGAAGGGGGGCAUUUAAAGUGUAGGCAAGAUCAGAGGAGGUGGGGGCAAGGUGGAGGAGAAAUAGAGGAGGUUAUGUAAAAUGACACAGGGAGGGGAUUGAAGCAGGAGAGGGGAUGUUGGGUCUGUCUUUCUAAAGGGAUAGCUUCUUAUUUAAUCAGAAAUCCCUGGCUUGAUUGUAGUACGACCCCGAGCUCAUGCUUCUUAUGAAAGGGAAAACUUGCACUGAAUGCUUACAUUGCUUUACC
Molecule: messenger RNA, 2790 nt
Organism: Epinephelus moara (kelp grouper)
Lineage: Eukaryota; Metazoa; Chordata; Actinopteri; Perciformes; Serranidae
Product: UPF0450 protein C17orf58 homolog
Exons: 5
Coding region: 47-1249 (400 amino acids)
Molecular function (GO): protein binding
Source: RefSeq, a predicted model, not a curated record